Messenger RNA from Aspergillus costaricaensis CBS 115574, 1799 nucleotides. RefSeq names its product GPI-anchored beta-1,3-endoglucanase EglC (gene bgt2). Gene Ontology annotation, cellular component: fungal-type cell wall; cell surface; extracellular region. NCBI's taxonomy places the organism in Eukaryota, Fungi, Ascomycota, Eurotiomycetes, Eurotiales, Aspergillaceae. The transcript has 2 exons. The record is from RefSeq and is a predicted model, not a curated record. Bases 146 to 1507 code for a protein of 453 amino acids. Gene Ontology annotation, molecular function: 1,3-beta-glucanosyltransferase activity; glucan endo-1,3-beta-D-glucosidase activity. Gene Ontology annotation, biological process: cell wall organization; carbohydrate metabolic process.
CUCAGAACUCGGUUUAUUCCUUGUUCAUUCCAUUCUUUCUCUUACACUCCCUCCAUCGCUCUCAGCUUUCUGUGUAGCGUCUCACUCUCUUUUCCACCUUACCCACUCUUUAUAAUCCCUUACGUUCUUUUUCACGACCGUCACCAUGCUCUCCAAGAUGCAGCUCGCCCAGCUGGCCGCUUUCGCCAUGACCCUGGCCACCUCCGAGGCCGCCUACCAGGGUUUCAACUACGGCAACAAGUUCUCCGAUGAGAGCUCCAAGUUCCAGGCCGACUUCGAGGCCGAGUUCAAGGCCGCCAAGAACCUCAAGACCACCUCCGGCUUCACCUCCGCCCGUCUCUACACCAUGAUCCAAGCCUACUCCACCAGCGAUGUCAUCGAGGCCAUCCCCGCCGCCAUUGCCCAGGAUACUUCCCUUCUGCUCGGUCUCUGGGCCUCCGGUGGUGGCAUGGACAACGAAAUCACCGCCCUGAAGACCGCCAUCUCCCAGUACGGUGAGGAGCUCGGCAAGCUCGUCGUCGGUAUCUCCGUCGGCAGUGAGGAUCUCUACCGCAACUCCGUCGAGGGUGUCGAGGCCGAUGCCGGUGUCGGUGUCAACCCCGACGAGCUUGUCGCCUACAUCAAGGAGGUCCGCUCCGUCAUCUCCGGUACCGCCCUCGCCGACGUCUCCAUCGGUCACGUCGACACCUGGGACUCCUGGACCAACAGCUCCAACUCUGCCGUCGUCGAGGCCGUCGACUGGCUGGGCUUUGACGGCUACCCCUUCUUCCAGAGCAGCAUGGCCAACUCCAUCGACAACGCCAAGUCCCUCUUCGAGGAGUCCGUCGAGAAGACCAAGGCUGUCGCCGGUGACAAGGAGGUCUGGAUCACUGAGACUGGUUGGCCCGUCAGCGGUGACUCCGAGGGUGAUGCUGUCGCCAACAUCGCCAAUGCUAAGAAGUUCUGGGACGAGGUCGGCUGCCCUCUCUUCGGUAACGUCAACACCUGGUGGUACAUCCUGCAGGAUGCCUCCCCCACCACCCCCAACCCCAGCUUCGGUAUCGUCGGCAGCGAGCUCUCCACCACCCCCCUGUUCGACCUGUCCUGCAAGAACUCCACCACUUCCUCCUCGUCCGCCGUUGUCUCUGCUGCUGCCUCUUCCGCCGCCGGUAGCAAGGCUGUCGGUUCCUCCUCCGGUGCUCAGGCCUCUGCUACCCCCAGCUUCACUGUUGGCCGCCCCGGCGUGAACGGCACUGUCUUCGGUAACGGCACCUACCCCCUCCGCCCCAGCGGUUCCGCCUCUGCUCGUCCCUCUGCCGGUGCCAUCUCCAGCGGCUCUGGCUCCGGCUCCAGCGGUUCGGGCAGCUCUGGUAGCACCGGCACCUCGGCCACCUCCGGCCAGUCCUCCACCUCCGGCUCUGCGGCCGCUGGCUCUUCCUCCCCCGCUGCCUUCAGCGGUGCCAGCACCCUCUCCGGCUCCGUCUUCGGUGCCGUUGUGGCCGUCUUCAUGACCCUGGCUGCUUUGUAAGGAAAUGAACGGAUGACACGGGUUUCCCUCCCCGCCACCCUCGUCUCUUGGUGAUAGGAGUUCUCUCGUUUUUGGGUAGCCCCGAUUUUGUGUUCCGGUGUUCUUUUCGGUCGACCUUCACUUCUUGAUACAUAUUUUUUCCAUCAAAACUAUUUUUUGCUUGCCAUGGUUGGCCCGGAUGAUAGACAAAUGUUAAUUUAGACUUGAGCUCUUUCCAUCCAGCUGCAUGAUCAAGCGCAUUGCAAUCGACCGAAUUGUGGGUUUGUAGAUAUAUUUUAUAACAGGUUACCAG